This is a messenger RNA of Sander lucioperca (pikeperch), 1294 nucleotides long. RefSeq names its product putative nuclease HARBI1. The coding region runs from base 275 to 1294 and encodes 339 amino acids. NCBI's taxonomy places the organism in Eukaryota, Metazoa, Chordata, Actinopteri, Perciformes, Percidae. The transcript is spliced from 4 exons. The record is from RefSeq and is a predicted model, not a curated record.
GGGGCCUAUACCAUGAAGCUGGUUUAGGUGGCUAGCCAGCUAUGUUUCAGUUUAGUUUCCACCAACCCUGGGUUUUAGGUACUAUGAAAGUAGCUCGGCUUUAAUCGGUGUUCGUUGCCAUGGUAUCUUACGCUGCACGGCUAACCUGCUCCGGGGCAGGUUAUGUUCUGGAUUCGAGCUCUCAGUCAGAAGUUUGACCAAUCAGCGGUGAGCAAAGAAACAUAUAGGUGACGUAAUUAAUUCCCAGCUUCUGUUCUCUGUUACAAUCAUUGCAAUGGCUUCACCUUUUCUUCCAAAUCCUGUGGACAUCUCAGCGCAAAUUGUUAGACGAGCACUUCGUAGAGAAAGAGUUUUUAGGGACAGACAAAAUCCCCUUGACUUUCCUGAUACUUACUUGUAUGAAAGAUACAGAUAUUCCGCGGAAGGAAUAACUUAUCUUUGCGAACUUCUUGAGCCGCACAUAACAAAUGUGACUCGUCGAAGCCAUGCACUUACUGUACCGCAAAUGGUAUGUAUUGCAUUGCGUUUCUUCGCAAGUGGUACAUACUUGUAUGCGGUCGGUGAUGCGGAGAACCUAGGGAAAAACACGGUUUGUCGAAACAUUCGCAAGGUGGUCCUCGCACUGCAGGGGUACACAAAUAGCUUCAUUGUGUUCCCUGGACAUUUAUCGACCAUGUCCAUAAAAGAGGGAUUUUAUAAAAUUGCCGGAUUCCCUAGAGUCAUUGGAGCAAUGGACUGCACACAUGUUGCAAUCUCCACAGCUCUAGGAGAACAUCAGGCAGAUUAUGUGAACAGAAAGUCCUUUCACAGCCUUAAUGUUCAGAUGACUUGUGAUCAUGAAUGCAUGAUCACAAGCUUGGAUUCCAAAUGGCCUGGCUCAGUGCACGAGUCUAUGUUGUGUCAGCGCUUUGAGGAAGGGCUUUUUGAUGGCCUGUUGGUAGGAGACAGGGGUUAUGCAUGCCAGAGGUUUUUGCUAACCCCCUAUCCUGACCCUCAGACAGGGCCACAAAACCGCUUCAAUGUGGCCCUCAGUAAAACCAGGGUCAAGAUCGAGAUGACCUUUGGCAUCCUAAAGGCACGUUUCAACUGCCUUAGGCGCUUAAGAGUGUCACCAGAGCGGGCAUCACAGAUAGUGGCUGCAUGUGCCAUUCUGCACAAUAUAGCCACUAUCAGAAAGGAGCGAGUACCACCACAAAACCAGCUACUCCCAGAUGAAAUUGACCCCAUCACACAUGACCACCCAGCUGGCGCAGCUGUCAGAGAUGCAAUCACAACACAAUAUUUUACUUAUUAA